AUGGCUAUUACUUACUUUAUUACUGGUGCUAACCGUGGGAUCGGAUUUGAAUUUGCUAAGCAAGUUUCCGCUGAUUCAAACAACAUUGUGUUUGCAACCACCCGUUCUCUUGCUAAUGCUACUGCUUUACAAGAUUUGCAUCGCUCAAAUCUUCAUAUUAUUGAGCUUGACAUUGGCUCUUCAUUGGAGGUUUUUAAAGAAUCAUUAGCUGAACCAUUAGCGAAAUUUGCUCCAAAUGGUGUUGAUAUUAUUAUUCAGAAUGCUGGUAUUGCUAAAAAUUCAGCUAAAAGAGUCAUUGACUCUUCUCCAGAAGAGUACGAAGAGCACUAUCGUGUUAAUGUUGUUGGACCCCUUAAGGUGUAUCAAUCUUUGUUACCUUAUUGGUCUAAACAAGCGAACCCUGAAACCCCAAAAAAGUUUAUUUUCAUUAAUUCAGUCGUUGGUUGGGUUAAUAAUUUUUACCCUUUUCGCUCCAGUCACUAUGGUGCUUCUAAAGCUGCUUUGAAUCAUCUUACUCGACAUAUUUGUUUUGAUAACAAGUCUUCGGACUCGGAUUGUAUUAAAAACUCAAUUGUUAUUGCAGUCCAUCCAGGAUUGGUUUUAACUGAUUUGGCGAAAAAAGUUUUUGAAGAUAGUGGGAUUGACCCAGACAGUUCGGGUUUGCCAUCUAUAUACCCUGACGAGAGUGUCCGUAACUUAUUGGAGAUUAUUGAUAAUUUAACUCAUGAAGAUAAUAAUACUUUUAUUAGUAAUGAUGGCACUAGAACUUCUUGGUAA
Messenger RNA from Hyphopichia burtonii NRRL Y-1933, 777 nucleotides. RefSeq names its product SDR family oxidoreductase. The record is from RefSeq and is a predicted model, not a curated record. NCBI's taxonomy places the organism in Eukaryota, Fungi, Ascomycota, Pichiomycetes, Serinales, Debaryomycetaceae. The coding region runs from base 1 to 777 and encodes 258 amino acids. The transcript has a single exon.